AUGUUCUCAGAGAAGAAGGAAGCCAACAUUGGCUCCAAGCCUGUGCAAGACGGUCCCUACUCGUCGGGUCCUAGCUCCAUCAACCACGAUGAUGUCGAGGGCUCGCCAGUUCCUGGAACUACCGUCCAGCUCAAGCGUAGACUGCAGUCGCGUCAUCUGCAGAUGAUUGCUAUCGGCGGAACAAUCGGUACUGGUCUUUUCAUCGGUUCUGGAACCGCACUCGCAAAUGCUGGACCUGCUGGCGCAUUGAUCGCAUACGCCUUCGUCGGUACACUCGUCUACAGCGUCAUGGUCGCUCUGGGUGAGAUGGCCACCUUCCUGCCCGUUUCCGGCGCCUUCACAGCAUACGCAUCUCGCUUCGUCGACCCCAGUCUUGGGUUCGCCAUGGGCUGGAUCUACUGGUUCUCAUGGGCCAUGACAUAUGCCUUGGAACUGACUGCCAGCGGUCUGAUCAUCCAGUACUGGCGCGCCGACCUCAACAUCGGUAUCUUCAUUGGUACAUUCUGGGCCGUCAUUACACUUGUCAACUUCCUGCCCGUGUCCUUUUACGGCGAAAUUGAAUUCUACUUCGCUUCGAUCAAAGUGCUUACCGUUAUCGGAUUCAUGAUUUUUGCUAUUUGCAUUGAUGCAGGAGCUGGUCAACACGGAUACUUGGGUUUCGACACUUGGAAGCACCCCGGAGCUUUCGCUCCUUACAUUGUCGAGAACAACGAUGCUGUCGCCAAGUUUGUUGGUUUCUGGGCUGUUUUGAUCCAGGCCGGUUUCUCUUACCAAGGAACUGAGCUUGUUGGUAUUGCCGCUGGUGAAACUAGCAACCCUCGCAAGACUGUUCCUGCAGCUAUCAAGAAGACUUUCUACCGUAUUGUCUUCUUCUUCGUCUUGACUGUCUUCUUUAUCGGUCUUCUUGUUCCUUACGACAACAAAGCGCUUGCCACCGCCCACACCGACGCUUCCUCCUCUCCUUUCGUCAUUGCUGCAAACCUUGCCGGUGUCAAGGUGCUCCCCGGCCUCAUCAACGCAGUCCUCCUCUGUGUCGUUCUCAGCGCCGCAAACUCAAACGUCUACUCUGGCUCCCGUAUCCUCGUCGGUUUGUCCGAGCAGGGCCAAGCACCAAAAUGGUUGGGCCGCACCACUGCCCGCGGUGUCCCCUACUACGCCGUUGCCUUCACUGCCGCAUUCGGUCUCCUGGGCUUCAUGAACGAGUCCAACUCCGGCGGUCAAGUCUUCAACUGGCUAGUCAACAUCACCGGAGUCGCCGGCUUCAUCACCUGGACCUGCAUCAACAUCUCUCAUCUCGCAUUCAUGCGCGCCCUCGCCGCUCGCGGUGUUUCCCGCGACACGCUUCCUUACAAGGCAAUGUGGCAGCCAUUCUUCAGUUGGUAUGGAGUCUUUUUCAACAUCCUGAUUAUCUUGACUCAAGGAUUUACUGCCUUUAUGCCCUGGAACACCUCCGACUUCUUUGUCGCUUACAUCUCGCUCAUCUUGUUUGCUGUGCUUUACGGUGGCCACAAGAUUAUCUUCCGUCCCUCUUUCGUCAAGCCAGAAGACGCUGAUCUCGAUACUGGCCGUAAAGAGAUUGAAGAGAUGCACUUUGAAGAGGCCGAGCCUGUUGGUGCUUGGCAAAAGUUCUGGGCUUGGAUGGGUUAG
Aureobasidium melanogenum CBS 110374 is the source of this 1647-nucleotide messenger RNA. Its product is annotated as amino acid permease. Bases 1 to 1647 code for a protein of 548 amino acids. Lineage: Eukaryota; Fungi; Ascomycota; Dothideomycetes; Dothideales; Saccotheciaceae. Gene Ontology annotation, biological process: amino acid transmembrane transport. The record is from RefSeq and is a predicted model, not a curated record. Gene Ontology annotation, molecular function: amino acid transmembrane transporter activity. The transcript is spliced from 2 exons. Gene Ontology annotation, cellular component: membrane.